AUGGACCCCCGCCGCCCACUCACCUGGGCACUGGUGCUGCUGGGCACCGGUCUGGCGCUCGCGCUGGGCCCCGCGCCUGCUCCGGAAGCCCCAGAGAAGCUGUGCGGCCACCACUUGGUGCGCGCGCUGGUGCGGGUGUGUGGCGGCCCGCGCUGGUCCUCCGAAGACGGGCGGCGAGUGGCUGGCGGGGACCGUGAGCUGCUGCAGUGGCUGGAAGGACGACAUCUCCACGGGCUGGCGGCCGAUGGGGACCCCACGCUGGUUGUCGUGCCACAGCCCCUGCCCCAGGCCUCUCGCCGUCACCGCCCCCGCCGGGCAGCCGCCGCCAACCCUGCACAUUUCUGCUGCCUCAGUGGCUGCACCCGGCAGCACCUGUUGACCCUGUGUCCUCACUGA
Messenger RNA from Puma concolor (puma), 396 nucleotides. RefSeq names its product insulin like 3 (gene INSL3). Gene Ontology annotation, cellular component: extracellular region. Gene Ontology annotation, biological process: adenylate cyclase-inhibiting G protein-coupled receptor signaling pathway. Lineage: Eukaryota; Metazoa; Chordata; Mammalia; Carnivora; Felidae. Gene Ontology annotation, molecular function: G protein-coupled receptor binding; hormone activity. The record is from RefSeq and is a predicted model, not a curated record.